Messenger RNA from Caenorhabditis elegans, 654 nucleotides. RefSeq lists its product as uncharacterized. NCBI's taxonomy places the organism in Eukaryota, Metazoa, Nematoda, Chromadorea, Rhabditida, Rhabditidae. The record is from RefSeq and is marked reviewed. Bases 1 to 258 code for a protein of 85 amino acids. The transcript has 2 exons.
AUGCGGAAAAAUUGCGGAGAAAUUGCGAAUUUCACGGCAUUUCUCGUCAUUUCUCCGCACACUUGCAUUGCAAAAAAUGUGUCGAGAAAUGACGAGAAAUUCACUUUCAUCGUCCCAUUAACAAUCGAGAUUUUUCAAUUUGACGUUUUUAUUUCUGUGGCACGACGAACGCGUCAGCAAUCGCGAAAAGCGCCAGCAAGAUGCACUGGCGCACUUCUUGUUUUAUUUAUACUUGCAAGAAACGCAAAUGGAAAAUAAAGUUCGAAAUGGAAGAAUCACCUGUGGAUUGGCUGCUGAAACAAUGAUCAUGACGCUCUUCGGCGUCUAAACUCUCCUCAUUUUUCCUCUUGUUUUGCAUUUGCAUACCACCUGUUCAAUUUCUUUUUCGCUCCAUUGACAAUUCUGUGAAUUUGCGCGCGCCCUAUAUUUUAUCUUGUAUUUAAAUACAAGAUAAAAUAUAUAUUUAUUAUUUUUUAAUAUUUAUUUUUUAAAAUAUGUUUAUUAUUUUUUAAUUGUAUUUUCUCUGAAUUCACCAGUGUUUGAUGUGUUCAUUAAAUCUAAUGUAUUUAAGUUUUUUGUUGUAAAAUUUCAAAGCUAGCCAAUCUAGUAAUAAAUUACAAAUAGAAACGAAUAAAUAAAGAAUAUUAAAUAUUA